Molecule: messenger RNA, 1088 nt
Organism: Asterias rubens (European starfish)
Lineage: Eukaryota; Metazoa; Echinodermata; Asteroidea; Forcipulatida; Asteriidae
Product: protein NCBP2AS2 homolog
Exons: 4
Coding region: 463-768 (101 amino acids)
Source: RefSeq, a predicted model, not a curated record
CAUUGCACCAGUCUCCUCUAACAGAAACAAACAGCCAUGCAAAUACCUGUUAUCUUAAGAUUUCGUUUCAAAAUGAAAUAAUUUUUUCAUUCUUCUCUUUAAUAUUUAUAACACUAAAUACAUAUUAAAUACUUUGUUUGUUGUCUUACACCAAAUAAUAUGAUCAAGCAUGUCUUAUUCCCUGACGCUUUCUGGCGCGCUGAGGCAUACAUACCCGGGUCCCCCUCAUGAAAUGUACAAAACGGCGAUUGCAUAAUUAACUUACGAAAGUUGUCAGUGACGAACUCCGAACCGGCUGAAAUUUCGGGAUAAACUGUGGUAACAAUAUGGCUUCUGAGCACAGUUUGAUGGUUUGAUAGACUUGUGAAGAUUCUCAAGUCUUAUUCUACAUUUUGAGCCAGAAAUUUUGGGUUUCUUUCUCCUGUCAGAGUUGUGAAUUGUGUUCUCACUAUUCAAGUGACUAUGCCGCUUCGGUUUCUUCUCAGGUACCUUGCUAACAAUGAGCAACUUAUAGAAAAGCUGGCAGAAUCUCGCAUCAUGAGACGGCUGGCUCAGAUGACGGCAUAUUCUAUCAACAAAGCACAAGCCUUAAGCCAUGAAGCAAUUGAGAAGGCAUCAGAAUCAGAAGUCCUCAAGAAGAUGGCCGAUGGUUCGACGGAUCAGAAUGAUAAAGUUACAUCUUCCUUCUCUAGAACUUUUGCCAGGGAACUCCGGGAAGGAAUGAAGGACAUUGAGAAAGAGAUCAAAAAGAAACAGUUCAAAGAAUGAUCUUUGGCGGAAUCGUAUCAUAUUUAUAUGCAAUGAGAUUUUGUACAUAAACACUACAGAGGAAUGCAACAGUAAAGUGUAUCAUUUCGCCAUGGGGUGCUCUUUACCAAGGAGAAAUUGCCUUGGUGCCCUUGCCCUUUCAAAAAUGAAGCAUACAGAGUACAGGUCAGGUUAGGUGACGGUAUAGACCAUAAUGAACUUUGUUUACAAUUGGCCUACGUGUGACCUUGUGCUUUCUUUAUUCUAGUAUUCUGGCAGGCAAGAUACUACACUGGUCAUAUGGGAAAGUUGACGGUUUGUGUCAUUAUUUCCACAUAAAU